Messenger RNA from Toxorhynchites rutilus septentrionalis, 3806 nucleotides. RefSeq lists its product as uncharacterized. The record is from RefSeq and is a predicted model, not a curated record. Lineage: Eukaryota; Metazoa; Arthropoda; Insecta; Diptera; Culicidae. The transcript is spliced from 7 exons. Gene Ontology annotation, cellular component: nucleus. Gene Ontology annotation, molecular function: RNA binding. Gene Ontology annotation, biological process: regulation of DNA-templated transcription. Bases 183 to 2417 code for a protein of 744 amino acids.
AUGCUAUGCCGGGUUGAAGGUGUCAAAACGCGUACACAUCGUUUUUUCACGUUCUUGUUUUAAUAAAUAUAUUGGUUUUGAGUGAAGCGUCCCACUUGAGAGCGGUGAUAAAUCAGAUCAGGAAUUUGUAUUCCUUUUUCAGAAAGUGAAAUUUAACUUAACACUGACGAUAUUGGUGUAAAAUGACUUCAACUGAAAAUACGUUGAACAAAGCCGCGGAUAACGGCAAAAAGUUGAACGUUGGUAACUUGCCUGCCGAUGUGACGGAACAGGAGCUGCGUGACCACUUCGACGAAUUUACCGUAGAGAAUAUUGAAAUUUUCCAUUAUUUGAAGUACACCCUAGCUCUGCUAUUGUUCAAAGACAAAGAUACGGCAACGAAGGCACUCAAAGCUAAGGAUGGUUCUAUGUUCCGGAAUCGCCGUCUGCGCAUGCAUAUUGAAUACAUCGCAAUUUGGAAUAUAAAGAAAAAUGUGUUUGUCCAUUUGGUAAAUGAGGAUACCACGGAAGAACAAGUUUAUGAUAAAUUCAAAGAUGUGACUGAAAUAACAGGCGUCUUAGUAUUCCAUCCCCUGGCAUACGUAUCAUGCAAAACACAGGAAGAGAAGGAAGCUGCUAUCAAAGAACUCAACACCGAAGAAGUCACUGUUUAUGAUUUAACAGGUCAUGAUCAAAAUCAUCACAUUGAAAUAUGGCGCGCGGCAAAACUGUUCUUCCGCAAUCUGCAUCGCGUUUCAUUGAUUAACUUACCUGAGAAUUGGGUAUCCAAUCAAGAAGAACUUAAAAAAGCGGUCGAAAGCAGUGGGAAAUUACUUGAGGUGAAAGUCAUCAACAAUAGUCAUGGCGCAGUCGCUCAGUUGUUUUAUGAAGACGAAGCUACGGCUAAGAAGGCAGCGCAGUCUUUGAAUCAACAAGUUUUUGAAGGUAAACGCAUACAUGCUCUACAUGUUACAGCUGCACUUAUUCCGAACUACAAAACGAGUGUGUACCUAACUUCAUUAGAUAAAUCUGUUUCUGAAGAGGCAAUUUACGAUCAGUUCGUACAGUUUGGUGAAAUUGAAUUUGUCAGCCGCCGAAAGUGUGCUGACGAGCACGCAAUCAUUUGCUUCAAAAAUGUCGACGCUGUGGAGAAAGCAUUAGAAUGUAAGCUGCUUCCAGUGCCGAAAGCAGACAGUAGCGAGACCGAAGAUAAAGCCAUUGGAGUUAAACGAUACAAUGGACCGUUAAUAAUUGACCUCAAACCAUCGCAUGUCAAGAAAUUACUUGAGGAUGGUGAAGAAUCCAAAAUGCGUCCGCCCCCGCUUCCGUUGGCAAAAUUGUGGCCUAUUUAUGUGUCUAAUCUUCCCUACACCGCGGAUAAACGUGACAUGAGAGAUUAUUUCUCCAGCGUUGGCGGUCACAUUAAAUUUAUAUUCUCGCCAAAUAUCCCAGCCUAUAAGACCAGUCAAACAUCGAUGGUGAUGGCUGCGUUAAUAUAUUAUGCUCGCCGUGAGCAAGCUACUGAUGCGAUCAAAGCUUUCAAUGGAAAGCACUUUCAAAACCGCUGUCUCCAUGUGUUCCCAGGACGCAAGGACACAUAUUUCAAUCCCGAAACAUCCGUAAGAUUAGUGCGGUUGACUAUUGGCGUUAGCGAAGAGAAGCUUUUUGAAAAGUUUCGCAAAUUUGGCUUCAUCGAGUGUGUUGUGAAAAGGAAUCGUAACACGGCUCUUAUUGAGUUCCGUGAUAAGGAAGUGUGCGAUAAGGUCUUGCAGCUGCCUGAUGGUGAGAAACCGGUUCGUUGUGGAAUAGAACCUUUGACAAAUAAAGUGAAUCGUAAAAUUUUCAAAGAAAAUGAUGAAAAGAUUUCUUUGGCUAUGCAAGAAAUUAUUGAUAAGAAUCCAGCUGUGCUGGAAAAUGUGCAGUCGACGAGAUUUAGCGGUCCUCCACCAUUAAAACGCGGUCGGUUCAAUGGCCCAGAUAUUAAUUUCGGUAACCCUGGUAAUCGCAAUGAUUUCGGAUCUAACAGUGGUAACAAUGACUUCAGUAAUCCACAAGUCAUUCAGGAUCUCUUGCGUUUGGCAUUUAUUUCGGGAAAAAGUCUUGGCGAAGGUUUGGCCAGUGGUAAUAACCCUUUCAAUAGCUCAGAUCCGUCGUUAUCAAGUUUGAAUCUGGCAAAUGGAUUCAGUGGACGUAACUUUAGUAACACUUCAAGCAACGGUAAUUACGGUAACAGCUCUGGAAAUCGUAACAGUUUUGGCAACCAGAACAAUGCCAGUGGACGUAACAAUUUCGGUGGUCAGAACCAAAAUCGAAACAACAAUGGGGGUGGAAACUUUGGAGGACAGAAGCGUUUUGAUGGAACCCCGAAUAAUUCACAGCAGAACCGUAACCAGAACCAGAACCGCCAGAGUGGUGGAAAUCCAAAUAGAAGGUUCUAAGUUUUCAGACAGUAGUAUUUCCAAUGACGCGACAGCUAGAUUAAAUGCGCUAGAGUAAGACUUCAAAACGUAUUGGUCAUAUCGAAUUGCAGGCAUAUUUUUCAUAAUCUUGUUCCAAAUUGCAUAAAGUAAAGCAUAAUGCAUAAAGUAAAGCGAUAACACACCGUGUGAAACAGAUCGAGUAUUGAAAUUCAAUUCAAUUCUUUGUUUUUACAUUUAAACGUUAUGGUAGCAUGAAGGGAAGAAAAUGCUGUCAACAACUAGAUUAUGGAAAACAUACAUGUUAUUCGAUAUGAACAACAUUUUUUUCAAGUACAUAUAACGACGAUAUACUUGUCUUUACGAUUUAAUGAACUAUAGACCAUUGUGUUUUGAACCAUAAUUCAAAAAAAAUAUAUAUACAACUUCUGCAGCAUAGUUGUAUUUAUCGGUAGUUUAUAUGAUUAUCUCUACGAUUUGGUUUAUUUUAAUCACAGCACUAUAAAAUUUUAUGAAGUAUAUUGAAACUCAUUGAAAGUAUGAUUAACAUAAUGCAUGGAAGAAUAGAAGAUCUAUGAGCAUUUGAGAUAAUGAAUUUGUAAUGAUAUCAAUAUUUUAACCAUUUUCAUGAUAACAUUAAAUAUUGAAAUCUUCCGUCGAUGGGUAUUGGGAGAUGUUUGAGACCACCUCAUGAUCGUGUGCGUUUGGUCCAUCACAAUCACCCUGACGAAUUUGAAUGAAAUUAUUCUAUAAAAUCAUAUUGUAUCUUAGAAAUGUAAGAAUGUUUGUCUUUUUGCAUCUUGGAAAGUUAAGAUUACAAGAAUAGUGAAAUUUUUGCACUUAUCUAAAACAAGCGUAGCUGUCAACUGGAGUAAAAAAUUACAGAGCAUUUCACUGUUCCCAGGAAAUGGUUAGAAAAUUUCGAAUUGACUUUUAUUGAAUUGAAUGGUCUUGUGACAUUUUUAUGAGAGGUGACAGCGGUGUGGUACGCUAUAUGGUAGAAUAUUAGUUUUCGUCUGUUUAUUUCUAUAGCUUCGUGCUGCGGAGUAUUUCUUCCUUUUAAUUCUGCUAUUACACAGAACCCACGAGAACAAUGGAUAAAUCUAUGGAGCAUAUGUAUGGUUCAAGAUCAGAAGCCGAUUAUUUAAAAUUCAGUUUACGCAUGCAAAUGUGGCGUGCACCUAUGAAAGGAGCGGGAGCUCAUUGCGGUCGUAGCUGCUCUGAUUGAUUACCCAAACAGGAACUGACGAGGUGUGAACUAAGGUGGUCAAAGAAACAGUGAAUCACAUUUGAUUUGAAUGAUUGUUCCAGUAUCAAUGGGUAUUGUAACACAUUAACAUAACAUAACAUUAAAUUGUAGUGUGGAUAAUUAUAAAAUUGUACUAAAAGAAUAAAACAGUGCAAAACGUA